UAGAGUGAGGGCUACCUUGUACAACCCCUCGCGAGAUAUGGUUUUGUGGUGGGGCGAGGCUAUCAACCUACGACCGCGGCUUUGCCGCCCACCCUUGCCCCAGGGACUGAUGCGCAACGCGUUGGGCUGCGCUACUUCAGAUACGAGCCCUGUCACUCCAUUGACGGUCGCCGAAGUGGUGGACGAGGCGCCGCUGAGCAAGCUAACGUCCUAUAUCCGCGCGCUGACAAACAGCUGCGACAACGAGCAUAUCGACGAACUGCUGCAUAAGGUGGCGCCUGUUAGGGACAAGAGCACCAUCAGCCUGCGACUAGACUCGUACCCGCCCAUGAGCAUGUUUGUAACUAACCACAGGCCUGCCGACGUUAGUAGCUUUGACUUUGGGUUCGGGAAGCCGAUUAAUUAUCGGCAUCUGUUCGGCGGCUUUUCGACGGAGGGCGCUGUGACUAUGCAUCCGCCUGUCAGGUCCGCUGACCCCGACGAAGGCUUAGAGAUGUACAUUGCGGAACGAAACUGCAGGCAAGUUCCAAAGACGAAAUAUCACGAGCUGGGUCGUCAACUGCCUACAUAUGAGCCGGAAGAGAUCAACCUGGCGCCAUCGCCCACGAAAUUUCAUGAGUUCGCACAGCCGAAUGGAGUACCCACAUGUUUGGAAGACUACCUGCGCUCGGACCUGCCCCAGCUGUGGCUUCACAUUGUGUCUUUUGAAGACGCCACGCUGACAUGCUUGACCUGGCCGCACGCAACUAUGGAUGGUGCCGGGCUCAGUGAACUCUUGACGGCAUGGGCUUACACGCUUGCGGGCCUUUCGAAUCAAGUACCGCCCUGCCUGUCUUUGAGGUACGACCUCCUGAACGACCUCAUUUCAGAUGCUCCCGACAGGGUGCCGAUUAAAGAGGAAAUAUUUUUCGACUCGAGUAAAAUAGUAAAGUUCGCACUAAUGCGUAUCAUGUGGCUGGUGAUGCUCAUUAUUCGCGCGCUGUUCGCCGAAAAGCAGGAGUUGCGCAAUAUAUGGGUGCCGAAGCGCGUGAUAGACAAGAUUCGGCAGGGGUCAUUGUCAGCUUUGGAGGCGGCAGACGAGCAGGGCAACGCCGGGUCAGGCGGACCUGUAAAGAACGGCAAGAAAUACGCACAUGACGCAUUCAUCCCCGGCGAUCUCGUUCCCGACCGCGAAUCGGGGCGGCCGUUUGUUAGCGAGAGUGAUGCCAUGAUUGCAUUUUUCACCAGAGCGGCGGCAAGAGCUUUGCCUCCCAAGUCUCGCCGCACUGUCAAUAUAUCCAUCAUUCUCAACAUCCGCGACCGCCUUCCGUCGUUGACAGCUCGACUGCCCAAGCCCGGUGUGUUCAUUUCCAACCUCACCAUGUCUGUACAAGCUUUGCUUCCCGCCCAAGCCGUGAUUCCCAAGGACCAAGGGGACCACACCGCGCGGGCGAAGUUUUCGUCCCUAGGCCUGACGGCGGCAUCGGUCCGGUCGAGCCUCCACGCCGGCUUGACAGAGCCUCAGCUUCGCGCUCUUGCCAAGGUGCAGCUGAAAGCAUACGCCUCCCGCCUCGUUGGGCUCCCCAUCAUCGGAGGCAUCGACUGCUUCCAGGUCACUUUUAGCAGUCUCAAAGUAGGACCAUUGUUCGAAAUGAACAUAUUCGCGCCAGCGGUUGUUGAAAAAGUUGAAAGGAAUGAACCAGCCGACAAAGGCAAAGUUGCGGAGGCGGUGCCCAGGGUAACGUCUCCAGCUACAAGCAAGACGAGCGGCAGCGUUAAUCAGAAAACCACAGCCAUGGCGCCUGUUGCUGCGGGUCAGGAAAAAAGGGCUAAUGCAUCUAUGGAGCCGCGCAAAGGUUGCACUCCGGUUGGAAUUUUGGUCAUUCCCAAGCACUCCUCUUUCAUGCUUGCCAAAAUGCAGCUAUUUAUUUUCGCGAGGGGGGAAAAUGGCGCCUGGGUUCAGGGUACACUGCAUCCUGAGCAUUGGAAGAUUGUAGAAAGGGAGCUGCGGGAAAUAGAUAGGCGGGGGUGA
This is a messenger RNA of Pyricularia pennisetigena, 2011 nucleotides long. RefSeq lists its product as uncharacterized. The transcript is spliced from 3 exons. NCBI's taxonomy places the organism in Eukaryota, Fungi, Ascomycota, Sordariomycetes, Magnaporthales, Pyriculariaceae. Bases 38 to 2011 code for a protein of 657 amino acids. The record is from RefSeq and is a predicted model, not a curated record.